ACCCUUUUCAGGAUUUGCAAAGGGGGCUAACUCUCCAAAUGUUACUACAACAGGAUCAGAGGUAGACUGAAGGAAUCCGCUCGCCACUUUCCUCCGCUUUAAAACGAGUUACGAGCUAUAGCCGGACGAAUGAAGACCGAAGGAUCUAUACGGAUUCGAGCGCAUAAUGUUGUGUUGGAGCUGGAAGACUUUUGCUCAGCGAAAGACUAGAGAAGAUUCUUUCAAGUUUAACCUGGUUGAUGCGCGCGACCUGUUUGUUGGAUUAUUGUUAUUAUCGCCUCUACCUAACGCGCGGCGUUUGUCUUUUAACUUUCGUCAGCGCUUCUUCUUCUUUCUCUCGUUUGGACUAUGGCCUCGGAUCCCAAAGACCCGGGGGCCGGUGGUGUUUUUGGAGAUUUACCCCCGAGUUACACGCGCUCUACGCCGCCUGUGAACUCUGAUCUCCUCCGGAGACCCAGUUACUGCCACGCUGCUUUUGCCUUAAAACAGAUUUCCAAGGGGAAAGCUGUGGGACAGAAAGCACCGCUGUGGAUUCGGGCGAGGUUCCAGGCUUUUCUCUUUUCUCUGGGAUGUCACAUCCAACGACACUGUGGAAAAGUCCUUUUCAUUGGACUGCUUGUGUUCGGAGCCUUGUCUGUUGGUUUGCGAGUCGCUGCCAUUGAAACGGACAUUGAGAAACUAUGGGUGGAAGCUGGCAGUCGGGUGAGCAAGGAGCUACGCUACACAAAGGAGAAGCAGGGAGAGGAGUCAGUUUUCACCUCACAGAUGCUCAUACAGACACCCAAACAGGAAGGAACCAAUAUUCUUACCCAGGAGGCUUUGCUGCUCCACUUGGAGGCUGCUUUGGCAGCCAGCAAAGUCCAGGUGUCUCUUUACGGAAAAUCUUGGGAUCUUAAUAAAAUUUGCUUCAAAUCCGGAGUCCCAAUUAUAGAAAACAUCAUGAUUGAAAGGAUUAUUGACAAGCUUUUUCCCUGUAUGAUCGUGACUCCACUGGACUGCUUUUGGGAAGGCUCCAAAUUGCAAGGAGGCUCGGCCUAUUUACCGGGUAUGCCUGACAUUCAGUGGAUGAAUCUGGACCCUCUCAAGCUAAUGGAGGAGUUAAGCCAGUUUACACCUCUAGAGGGCUUCCGAGAGAUGCUGGAUAAGGCUCAGGUGGGCCAUGCCUAUAUGAACCGGCCUUGCCUGGAUCCCAAUGAUACAGACUGCCCUCACAGUGCCCCUAAUAAAGACCCGCGGCAGGUCCCUGACAUUGCUGUGGAACUUCAGGGUGGUUGCCAUGGUUUCUCCGAGAAGUUCAUGCACUGGCAGGAGGAGUUGAUCCUGGGUGAAAGAGUAAAGAAUUCCCAGAAUGCCUUGAAGAGUGCGGAGGCCCUUCAGACCAUGUUCCUCCUUAUGAGUCCCAAACAGCUCUAUGAGCACUUUACAGAUGACUAUGAGAUCCAUGACAUCAACUGGAACGAGGACAAGGCCACUGCCAUCCUGGAGUCCUGGCAGAGAAAGUUUGUUGAGGUCGUCCAUGGGAGUAUUCCUCAUAACUCUUCCUCUAAUAUUUAUGCCUUCUCUACCACUACUCUUAAUGACAUCAUGAAGUCUUUCUCCGACGUCAGCGUAAUCAGGGUGGCAGGUGGUUAUCUGCUCAUGCUGGCAUACGCAUGUGUGACCAUGUUGCGUUGGGACUGCGCUAAGUCCCAGGGUGCUGUAGGGCUGGCAGGAGUUCUGCUGGUCGCUCUGUCUGUGGCUGCAGGGCUUGGAUUGUGCUCACUGCUGGGGUUGUCCUUCAAUGCUGCCACCACACAGGUGCUGCCGUUCCUGGCCCUGGGCAUUGGAGUGGAUGACAUGUUCUUGCUGGCUCAUUCCUUCACUGAGACCAGAGCCAACAUCCCAUUCAAGGAGAGGACCGGUGACUGCCUGAGAAGAACUGGCACCAGUGUGGCUCUCACCUCCAUCAAUAACAUGAUUGCAUUCUUCAUGGCUGCCUUGGUGCCCAUUCCAGCUCUCCGCGCUUUCUCACUUCAGGCGGCUAUUGUGGUGGUCUUUAACUUUGCCAUGGUUUUGCUCAUCUUCCCUGCCAUUCUGAGCUUGGACCUUCACAGACGGGAGGUCAAAAGACUGGACAUCCUGUGCUGUUUCUACAGCCCCUGUUCAUCUCGGGUGAUCCAGAUCCAGCCUCAGGAGUUUGCAGACGCCAAUGACAACCACCAGCACGUACCCUCCACCCCCACCUACACUGGCUCCACUAUCACCACCAGCACCCACAUCACAACCACUGUCCAAGCCUUCACCCAGUGUGAUGCAGCUGGCCAGCAUAUUGUCACCAUCCUGCCUCCCACCUCCCAGAUUUCCACUAGCCAUCCAUUCAUGGUUGUCUCCACCCCCACCACUGAUCCUUAUGGCUCACAGCUGUUCACCACCUCCAGCUCCACUCGAAACCUUCUAGCCCAGGUGGAGGAGCCCAAAGAGGUUCGCGAGUGCGUGCCUCUGCCUUUCUUUCGUUGGAACCUGUCAAGAUUUGCACGGGAAAAGUAUGCCCCUCUGUUGCUCAAGCCUGAGACCAAGACUGUGGUGGUCAUUGUUUUUGUGGCUCUUCUGAGCCUCAGCCUCUAUGGUACCACAAUGGUUCAUGAUGGACUCUACUUGACUGACAUUGUCCCCAGAGACACAAAGGAGUUUGACUUCAUUACAGCUCAGUUUAAAUACUUCUCCUUCUACAACAUGUACCUGGUUACCAUGGAUGGCUUUGACUAUGCUCGUUCCCAACGGCAGCUGCUAAAACUUCACAAUGCCUUCAACUUUGUGAAAAAUGUGGUUAAGGACAGCAAUCACAAACUUCCCAGAAUGUGGUUGCACUACUUCCAGGAUUGGCUCAGAGGUCUGCAGGCUACAUUUGAUGCUGAUUGGGAAGCUGGUAGGAUAACAUUUGACAACUAUCGCAAUGGUACAGAAGAUGGAGCACUGGCCUACAAGCUUCUCAUACAGACUGGCUCCAAGAAAGACCCUUUCAACUACAACAAGCUUACAACCCAUCGCCUGGUGGAUGAGGAUGGUAUCAUCCCCCCUGAGGUUUUCUACAUCUACCUGACAGUUUGGGUCAGUAAUGACCCACUGGGGUACGCAGCCUCCCAGGCCAACUUUUACCCCCGCCCACGGGAGUGGAUGCAUGAUAAGUAUGACACCACCGGGGAGAACCUUCGCAUCCCUGCGGCAGAGCCUCUAGAGUUUGCCCAGUUCCCUUUUUACCUGAAUGGCCUCAGACAAGCUUCAGACUUCAUUGAAGCCAUUGAGAGCGUGCGCUCCAUCUGUGAGGAGUUCACGCGUCAGGGAAUCCAGAACUAUCCCAACGGUUACCCUUUCCUGUUUUGGGAACAGUACAUUGGCCUGAGACACUGGUUCUUGCUGUCCAUCAGCGUGGUGCUGGCCUGCACAUUCCUGGUGUGCGCCAUCCUCUUGCUCAACCCCUGGACAGCAGGCAUCAUUGUUUUUAUUUUGGCCAUGAUGACAGUGGAACUCUUCGGCAUUAUGGGCCUGAUUGGUAUCAAGCUGAGUGCCAUUCCAGUGGUCAUCCUCAUUGCCUCCGUUGGUAUUGGAGUGGAGUUUACUGUGCAUAUUGCACUUGGUUUCCUGACUGCCACUGGUAACAGGAACACUCGUUCAGCAGUGGCUAUGGAGCAUAUGUUCGCUCCUGUGAUUGAUGGCGCCAUCUCCACUCUGCUGGGAGUGCUCAUGCUUGCUGGUUCGGAGUUUGACUUCAUCAUGAGAUACUUUUUUGCAGUGCUGGCCAUACUCACAUUGUUGGGGAUCCUGAAUGGUUUGGUGCUACUUCCAGUACUGCUGUCCCUCAUGGGCCCUCCAGCUGAGGUUGUCCCUGCUAACAAUGCCAGUCAUCUGCAAAGUCCCUUCUCUGAGCCCAUGCCUCCACCUAUGAACCACCACGGGUACUAUGCUGGGCACAUCCCCAAGGGACCACGUCAGGCAUUCUCCGAAACCUCAGACUCUGAGUACUACUCUGAAACAACCACCACCUCUGGCAUCGGCGAGGAGGAGUACAAGUACUGUGACAGGACUGCAUACAUCACACCCCCAGCUCAGCCUCCCACCUCUCAUAUUCUGCUUGAAGCCAGCAAGAACCCCAGCUUCCCUACACUCACAGUGGUGAAACUUUUAAAUGAAAGUGGCUCUAGAGGACAGAUCAGUGAGUCUACCCAGAAUGCUGUCAACUCAGUCAGUUCGCAGAUCACACGAUGGGAUAACAAACACGAGUGCCAAGGGCCGAGGCAACAACAUUUACCUAGCGACAGGACACACUGUUCUGGCAGGACUACACAGUGUGGCCCAGGGCCACAACCAGGGAAAGGGCAGCAGCAAAACAGGACUACAGCCCCAACUCAUAGCACUGGGGCAUUGCAACGGCCCAACAAUUCCAUCACCAUGGUUACAGCCACAGCCUCAGUGACAGUGGCAGUGCACCCCAGUUUGCCGGGGUCAUACCAGGGUUACAUGCACAAGGGUUUUGAGGAUAAUGAGUUGGACUCUUUUGAGGACUCUAAGAGGACUACUCAAACUUAUGACAAAGCUGCAAAUUAUAAGAGUGACACUUUGGAACUUCAGGAUCUGGAAUCCACAGAGAAAAGCCAGCAUCAACCUAACCAGGUGCUAGGUGGUGCAUGGAUCCAAGCAGCCAAAGAUUACUAGACUGCUCCCAGCCCCCACAUCCCUUUGUCUGGAAUCUCUGGCUGUCUUGGGAAGUCCCCAGCCUGGUGUCUUUUGUCUCUUUGAACAGUACAUAGACCUUACACAGACAAGAGGAUUUAUUUUAAAAAUGAUUAAAAAUGUCUUCUUAGACAUAUAUAUUAAUACUAAAAGAGGGAAUCUAUUUUAAAAUAUGCUGUAUAACUUGUGUAUUCUCUUAUAUAAAAAUCAGAUGUAUAAGAGGAUUUGGAGGCCUUCUGGUUCCUUUGUAUAGAUUAUAAAAUGUGCUAUAUGUAAAAAGAAGUGAAAUGAUAUUAGAUUAUUGAAAUGUAAGGUCAGUGUUCUUUUUUUAUUUGCUGCUACACUUCAAAUUUAAGAUGUCUUGAAAAUAUGCAGUACCCCUUUCCCCAACAUAAGCCAAGAUAUACUGUAACUUUAGAUUAACAGGUUCUUAAACCACAGCCAAUAGGAAGCUUAUCUUUAUUGUUCAAAGAUGUUUAUUUAUCUUUAAUUGCACUGUACAAAAUCAAAACAAACAUAGCAGUUUUUCUCUAUCAGAAAUUUCCAUUGUUUUUCCAUUAUUUAUUUUACUGAAGCAACCAUUGUGCCUUCUUAACUUUUAAUCUUACAAAACUGAUCUUUCAAACUGUUCAUUAACUGUACUAUACUGUUCAGAAACAGAUUGUUCACUGAUAUGGACAGUUACAGAAAGGUUAUCAUCUGUUUUGUUAAUUUCAAAGUUGUUAGCGUGAAUUGCUUCACAUGUCUAGUAGAGUGUGCAGUGAACAGCAGGACUAUGGGUCUAAUGAUUUCUGUUACAUAAUUUUACUAUAUAAUUGUUUACAGUCUACAUUUACAUACUUGAAGGGGUGGUAGAAUAUCACUUUUGUUUUUGUUUUUCUUUAUGGUUAUUUUAACCAUACAUUGAGUGAGCUACAGUUUGUCACUAUAUGUCCCAGGAAACGUUUGGGAGAUAUCAGGCAAAUGUGUUGUUUACCCAAAUAUCAUUCAGAAAGGGAAUUUUGUGUAAGUGUGAAAG
Myxocyprinus asiaticus (Chinese sucker) is the source of this 5725-nucleotide messenger RNA. Its product is annotated as protein patched homolog 1-like. The record is from RefSeq and is a predicted model, not a curated record. Gene Ontology annotation, molecular function: hedgehog family protein binding; smoothened binding; hedgehog receptor activity. NCBI's taxonomy places the organism in Eukaryota, Metazoa, Chordata, Actinopteri, Cypriniformes, Catostomidae. The transcript has 22 exons. Gene Ontology annotation, cellular component: plasma membrane. Gene Ontology annotation, biological process: smoothened signaling pathway. Bases 349 to 4689 code for a protein of 1446 amino acids.